GCCGCUUUUAAACGUGUUUUCCAUUAUUGUUAUUUAUAGAUUUGUAUCUUAUAGAUUGUAUUUUAAUGUUUGAAACAGUUUCUAUUUUUUUUAAAGUUCAUAAACCUUUUUAAUUCCUUUGAAUUUCUUCAGGCAUGUUCAUGAAUGGAAUCUCUUCUGCACGUUUCACAUGCACAGAUUACAGAGGAAGUCACAUGACUUCCUCUUUGGGGGCGGGGCUGCAGAGAAAGGAACCCUUCAGUGAGUUUAUAUUUCCAGAGGAAAGAACAUCCAGAGGUUCUGGGUUCUGCUCUCUCCCGGGCCAAACCACCUUUUCCUCAUUUUACGAGCUGUUGGGGAAACUUUGGACUUUGACCCGAGUGUAGUCUCAUUUCUCCGGCGUCACUGACGAUGAACGCUUCAGGCUCUGAUCUGCUGAUGUCAGAGGAGGUUCUGGAUGAUCUGGACCUGUACAGACUCGAAUCCACUGCAGAGGGUCGGCAGAGACUGAUCCCAGCUGUCAGGAGGUGCAAGAAGGCUCGCAGACUGGGUGGCUGUGUCCUCUCUGAGACUGACUGGGAGGAGGUGGCCUCAGCUCUGACGUCCAAUCCCUCCUACCUGACAGAACUGGACCUGAGUGACAACAAGAUGCAGGAUCAGUCAGUGAAGCUUCUGUCUUCUGGACUGCAGAGUCCAAACUGCAAACUGCAGGUUCUGAGGCUGAAGAACUGCAGUCUGUCAGAGCUCGGCUGUUCUGCUCUGACCUCAGCUCUAAAGUCCAACCCGGCCCACCUGACAGAACUGGACCUGGGGGCGAACAAGCUGCAGGAUCCAGGAGUUCAGCACCUGUGCGGGCUUCUGCAGAUUCCAGACUGCCGGCUGCAGACUCUCAGACUGGAUGAAUGCAGUCUGUCAGAGACCAGCCUUUCUGCCCUGGCCUUGGCUCUGAUGUCAAACUCGACCCCUCUGACCGAACUGGACCUAAGCUACAACUGGGAUCUACAGGAUCCAGGAGUUCAGCACCUGUGUGGUUUUCUGCAGCAUCCAGACUGUCAGCUGCAGACUCUGAGGCUGAAGAACUGCAGUCUGUCAGAGCUCAGCUGUGCUGCUCUGACCUCAGCUCUAAAGUCCAACCCGUCCCACCUGACAGAACUGGACCUGAGUGGGAACGAGCUGCAGGAUCCAGGAGUUCAGCACCUGUGUGGUUUUCUGCAGAGUCCAGACUGCCGGCUGCAGACUCUGAGGUUAAACGCCUGCAGUCUGUCAGAGCUCAGCUGUGCUGCUCUGGUCUGGGCCCUGAAGUCCAACCCGUCCCACCUGACAGAACUGGACCUGCGGGGUAACAACGACCUGCAGGACUCAGGAGUUCAGCACCUGUGUGGGUUUCUGCAGAGUCCAGACUGCAGGCUGCAGACUCUGAGGUUGUGGAGCUGUGGUCUGUCUGAGCUCAGCUGUGCUGCUCUGGUCUGGGCUCUGAAGUCCAAUCCGUCCCACCUGACAGAACUGGACCUGAGAUUCAACAAUCUGGAAGAUGCAGAUGUUUAUGAGCUGAAUGAACUGAUGGAGAGUCCAGACUUCCACCUGCAGACUCUGAGAUGGAAGUGAUUUCUUGGGAUCAACCAUACGGACAUCUGAGUGUUGACCAGGCGCACUGGCAGGACGCUGCAUGAGCAUGAAUUACAAUCGGUGAAUGUGAUUCUCUUUAACGUGGCACUCACAGGAUGCAGAGCAGCCAUAGUAAAAAAAAACACUCACAUACUGCAGGAUACGCAGUGGGUGAAGUGCAUCAUGGGAGUUGGUGCUUUGGUCUUUAUGUGAGUGAUGGUCAGACUUCAUUUGUGUUGUUUUGUGCGAUUUUCUUCAUUUCUGUUCCUCUCUGGGUGUGAGUCUGAAUCCUGCUGAAGCAUCACGAUGAGGUUUUCCAGCUUUUGAUCUUAGAAAAGCUGCUGAUCAAAUCAUCACGUUUUUAGUUCAAUCAAGAAUGUUGAAGAUAUUUUAUUUAGAACUAAGACUUGUGAUGUUGUAUUCAAUGCAAAUACCAGAAAUGAAGACUUACAGUCACUGGCCAUAGGCACACCUGUCCAACUGCUCAUUAACACAAAGUCCUAAUCAGCCAAUCGUAUGACAACAACUAAAUGCAUUUCAGCAUGUAGACACGGUCCAGACGACCUGCUGCAGCUCCAACCAGCAUCAGAAUGAGGAAGAAAGGUGACUGAAGUGACUCUGAACGUGGUUGUUGGUUCCAGACGGGCUGGUCUGAGGAUUUCAGAAACUGCUGAUCUACUGGGAUUUUCACCCACAACCAUCUUUAGGGUUUACAGAGAAUGGUCCAAAAAGAGAAAAUAUUGAGCAGCAGUUCUGUGGAUGGAAAUGCCUUGUUGAUGUCAGAGGUCAGACUGAUUCCAGCUGAUAGAAAGAUAACAGGAACUAAAAGAACCACGGGUUCCAACAGAGCUCUGCAGGAGAGCAUCUCUGAACACACAACACGUCCAACCUGGAGGCGGAUGGACUACAGCAGCAGAAGACCACAGCGGGUACCACUGCUGUCAGAGCAGGGAACUAAUAUUGUGUCGUUUGUAAAUUGACACAGAUUUAUACAGCCAGGCGUAUUUUCUACGUCACAAAUACAACCUUUUUCAAUCUGUAUUUUUAUCUGGUCCUUAUUCACAAUGAUUUAAAUAAAAAAAUUAGAAAGGUGGUUUAAAGAUUCAUUUACGUUUUAUAUGUACUGCAUAAGAAAAAUGCCACAAGAACACGAUAAAAACACAAGGAACACAAUUUUCACCAGUUAGUUUGUUAUAAAAGAAAACAGAAGUGAAGAUUUCCUCCUUUAUCAACUCUUUUCCUAAUUUCCAUUUGUAUUUCACCAACAAAGAAUUGAAAAUGACAUUAAAAUGUGUUUUGGGGUAAA
This is a messenger RNA of Oryzias latipes (Japanese medaka), 2890 nucleotides long. Lineage: Eukaryota; Metazoa; Chordata; Actinopteri; Beloniformes; Adrianichthyidae. The record is from RefSeq and is a predicted model, not a curated record.